Molecule: messenger RNA, 399 nt
Organism: Gigantopelta aegis
Lineage: Eukaryota; Metazoa; Mollusca; Gastropoda; Neomphalida; Peltospiridae
Product: ankyrin repeat domain-containing protein 29-like
Exons: 1
Coding region: 1-399 (132 amino acids)
Molecular function (GO): protein binding
Source: RefSeq, a predicted model, not a curated record
AUGUCUGCCUGUGUAAAUGGCCAUUACCAAGUCGUCGAGCUUCUACUCAAAGAAAACCUCAACCCUAAUCAUCAAAGACAACAAGAUGGUGUGACUGCUCUGAUACUUGCCAGUGAAAAGGGCCAUCACCAAGUUGUUGAGUUUUUACUCAAAGAGAAUGCUGAUCCUAAUCUUCAAAAAGAAGAUGGAUGGACUGCUUUAAUGUUUGGUAGUCAAAAUGGCCAUCACCAAGUCGUUGAGCUUUUACUGAAUGAAAAUGCUAAUCCUAAUCAUCAAGGAAAAGAUGGAUGGACUGCUUUAAUGUCUGCCUGUCAAAAGGGCCGUCACCAAGUUGUUGAGCUUUUACUCAAAGAGAAUGCUGAUCCUAACCUUCAAACACAAACUGAUGGACUGCUUUGA